UUGUUUAGACUCAGCUCGUAGCACUGCAAAGUGGAGUGAGAAAGUGUAUGUGCGCGGCACCGCCACACCGUCAUAGCAGCAAUCGCUGAUGAACAUCGACCGCGUCUUCGCGUGUGCGAGAGCCUACCGCCGAAAGGAUACCGCUCGCUCUCGCAUAACCGUAUACGAAAGCGAACGACGGCAUCGUCACGACAGGCAGAAGCAAGCGGCCAGCAGCAGAGCGAAAGGAGCGCGCACGAGAGAAAGACACGCGGCGGACGCGAGCGAGAACGGAACGUUGGAGUGCGUUGGAAAGUGCAAAACGCAUCUUUUUCCAUCAUCCCGUCAUUUCGGUACGCUUAUUUAAAUUUCCAACUUAGUUGUGUUCGAGAAACGUGACGCGAAGGAUGUUUGGUCAGCAGCAGCAGUAGUAAGCCAGUAGUGCGAUUGCCGGCCCCCGAAGAGCCAACAGCUGAAGAAUAGCCAAACCAAAAGAAACGGCGACCGCAAUCAGCGAGCGAGUAGUGACGGACAAAGGGAACGGAAACAAUUAGCUGAUUGUGUAUUAAUGCGGAUUUUUUUUCGGUCGUUUUUCGCUGAACGAGGAUCGUUCGGGUCCUUUUGUUCUAUCGCGCGAUUGUGAUCGCUGCACAGAGUGGAUUACCGAAGAUCUUGAAAUCGCUUGCAUUGGAUGUACUUUGAAAAGGACUACGUUUCUUGUGUGAUUAGUAAACUACAGCAUACCGGUGAAAUUUAAGAAGUGUGAUACGAGUGUUUUUUUACCAAGGAGCUUUUGCCAAGAAAUCCUGACUGCUCUCAAGUGACCAUUUCGGCGAAGAAAGUUGUUAAAAAAAAGUCUCCCAAGGAUUAUCCCCACAGUUCAGUAACUACUGUACAGUAAGUUUGGACUGCGAAACAAACAAGCCUUCUUACGGUUGCCCUACAUCAACGACGUACGUUUACCGUCUUGGUCGUCCUUUUUGCGCUUCACGGUGCUUCGGUUGACUCUCGUCACGAGGACGUGAGGGUUCGGCGAAAAAAAUUCGCCGCAAUAUAAUCACAGCUACCAACAACAACAACAACAGCUACAGAAAGUGAAGUAAGAAAAAAUCGUGAAGUGUGGCCCCCCUACUCCCUGCGGUAGUACGCGUCAGUUGAAGAAAAAACUUAGGAGCAGCGAAAAAUAACAUUUUUUUUUUCGGUACGAACCGGCCGUAUCCGCGAAAGUCGCGCGAACCCUCGAGAAAAUAUAACGACAGAAAAAAAAUAAAUAAGAAAGAAGAAAAACGCAGGGCCCGUGUGUUUUUGUGCCCGGUGUGUGCUUAAGUAAAUUGGUGCUCAGUGUCCUCGUCGUGUCCUGGUGCAAGCAAGGCCCAGGUCCAAUCCCAGCUUCGUGCUGUCGUUAGAUUUUCGCGCGCGUGUUAAGGCUGCCGCCUUCUGCACGGGGACCUUUGCAUCCCUGCCGCAGAGCUUCAGCCCAGAAGCCCUAAUCGUGGACCAGCAGCAGCAUCAGCCGCAAAGGCAUCACCGUGCUGCUCCCCAUCAUCCUGCGGCUUCUGCUUCUUCGUCCUCCUCUACCACUACCGCUGCAGCCCCGGUAGCAUCUUCACGAGCAUCACUAUCAGCAGCAGCAGCAGCGUCGUCGUAUACCAGCACCCUGCAACUCCAACAGCAACAACAGCAGUCCCCAGCAGCUCGUGCCGGUUGGGAUUGUAAUUUAUAUUCACGCACGACGACGCACUUCAAGAUGAUGAUGGCAACGAAGGGCAAACGCCCCCUGCGGCAUCUCACGGCAACGGAUAAGAUCGAUGCCAUCCAGCGGAUUCACGACGGAGAAUCCAAGGCAUCCGUUGCCCGAGACAUUGGCGUUCCGGAAUCAACCCUGCGGGGAUGGUGCAAAAAUGAGGAAAAGCUACGCUACAUGUCCCGCCAAUCGGCGGAAAAUGCGGAGAAGUUGACCAACGAAGCAACCGCUGCGGCCUUAACAGCCGUCGCAGCUGCAGAACUGUUCAACGGACCUCCGGAGAAACGUCUGAAACUCGAACAAGGUUUGUUCGGGAACGGGAAAAUGAAAUAUGACGAUAGUUUUUACAAAAGUCCCCGAGGACCCAUGAACGGGUUGGAUCUUAGCGGGGGCGACAAGGGGUUAGGUGUUUCAGGAGGGGACAUCAUCAUGAACGGACUGCACGGUGCCGACUUCAGUUCGUUUGCUAAGACAGCUGCGGAAAUUUCCGCCUUGAGUAAAUCCAAGGAACUUAAUCUUAAAGGAUACGGUGCAGAUCUUAGCAAGCACGGUGAUCCGAACAAAGCCGAUCUAUCGAUGGCCGCCAUCAGUCCGUUGACUAGUCUGAGUCAUCUGUCCGGAAUGUCCAGUCUGGCCCAAAGCCCAUUAGCGUUAAGCUUCAACGAAAUCGCUACAAAUCUAAAUCUGAUUGCACAACUCAACAACAAUCACAACUUGGCCACGAUGUCCAAUCUGGGAGGAAUGAGUGCUGCCCAAUCUCUGCGUAACGCGCGCCCCAAAGCCAAUACUAGUCAGAGCCCACGCACAUCGAGUCUACCGGAGUCCAACGGGGCUGAUAAAACCCCAUCGCUAACGGUUCGCAAUCUAGCCAAAUUGCAACAGAAAACAUCCGGUGAUCUCAGUAACGGUAUGCUCCAUGGUAUUAAUCUAAACGACAAAUAUAAACAACAAUCAUCUGCUGCCCCUCUAGGUCGCGAUCCUAAUGCACCGGUCGACGAAGCGCUCUGGUAUUGGCUCAAAUCCCAACAGGCUAUGCUCGGACUGAACAAUCUCUAUUCGUCAAUGCCCCGCCCAUCGAGUCCGCAACAAAGUUCCUCACCACCCCAGCAGCACCAGCAAGUCCAACAUCACCCGUCGACGCAAACCCCUACGCCACCCAUCGUAUCGACCCCUCAACCAACACCACCGUCAUCUGCCCCGUCCCUUACUCCGGAGGACACCAAAAAUUCCUCCUGGUUCUGGCAGUGGUACAAAACAUUCGGUGCGUCACUAAUGCCCGGGGACAAAUCCAACAACAACACCAUCAACGCCAAUGCCAACUCUAAGCCAACCUCGUACGAGAACAUCCUAUACUCUCAGCUCACCAAAGGCCAAAAUUCAACCGAUUCGCUCAACAACAAUGCUCAACCAAUCAAUCUCAACAUCAACAGCACAGCGGGACCGGAAAACGUUAAAUCCGAACCGGAAGAUCUCUCAAACCACAACAACUCCGCCGCCAACUUAAUUGUAUCCCCCGAGGACCAUAACCGCUUCAAUCCAAGCCCUUCGACCAGCUUGAAGUCGGACCACAAACCGGAAGACGGUGACGAACAGCCAGACUCGCACGGUGUCGAAGAACGACCCGCGGAACUAAACUGCAAUGGCAAAGUCAAGGAAGUGCUGGAUAAUCUCUUCCAGAAUCACAACAGCAACGACGAUCGAGCUAGCCCCUCGGCUCGCCAUUCCGUUAGUCCCGUGGUCAGUAGCAAUCACAACGGAAACAGUAACGAGGACAACGGAGACCUGGUCACCAGCAACGGUGCAGAUGAGCUGAAGAGUGACAUCUCCGAAGAUUCCAACCAGCUGCUGGCCGGUGUCGACAUCAAAAGUUCCGCCGAUGCGGUCGAACACGGUGAAAAGUUCCUCAAGUGGCUCGAAUCCUGCAGCGAUCCGAACGUAACCGCCAUGCAGGUCGUGCAGUUCAAGUAUUUGCUCAACAGUAUCAAACUGAGUGCCGAACGGCAGCAGCAGGCCGCAUCCUCUAGCACUGGCGGUGCUGGUGGCGAGGAACGCACCCGGGUACGACGGCGAAAGUAGAUCAUCUACCGUCCUAGCAGCGUGUUGUAAAUAUUGGUCCCCGCCAUCCCCCAGAGUCCAGUCUAAAUCAAAAACCGGAAAUCCGAUAUCAUUAGUAAACUGCAGAGACCGAGAACUAGCAGCAGUAGCUGUAGAAGUAGAAGCAAGCUCUAAUGGAAUAAGUAGUUAAAUUUUUCCCAUUUUUUAUAAAGUUUAUUAUUUUUGUUUCAUUCUUUGAUAUAUGUAUCUAUUGAUGAAGCGAAACGAAGAGAGAAUCAUGCCAGACAACGUUUUAAAGUUGUCGCGUAGAGCAGAGAGAAGGGCCAAACUCCUUCGCAUAUUUAUCACACCCCGACACUCUCUUUGACUGUGUAAAUAAAUACUCAUUGUUUAGCGGGAAGGAAACUCUUUCGAAUAAGAAGACGAAGAAACAAAAAAUAUGCCAAAUGUACAAGUUAUCGAGAUAUUAUUAAUAAUAUUAUUAUUAUUACCGUAACAAGCUAAUAGAAAUCGUUAAGUGUAAGACAAGUCCCCAAGACCGCAGAAACAAUUAGCCAAAUAAGGCAGAUAAACAAUGAAUUUUGAGAAGUACGAAACAAAAGAUAUGUGCUCAGAUCUCGUUUACAAUACUUUCUCCGUUUUGACGGAGCACAACAUUCCACCAAAGAUGCGCUUUCGUCAACUAAAUUGCUCCCGUCUGAAGCUUCCUGUUAGAGGAAAACCGAUACAGGAAACUAAUUCACUCAAUAUGCGAAAACAUACAAAAAAACAAAUGAAGAAAGAAACAAGACAAAAUAACAAAGCUCAAAAAUUGUCAAAAUCUAUUUGUAAACAAACGAAAAAAAAAAUGAUGCGUGGGAAUAGUCGACAAUCGCCUCGCGAUUAUGUCGCCUGGUACAGUUUAGGCUACCGCGAAGUUAGAUACAACUUUAGAAAAGUUGAGUAACAAUUUGACGAGAGGGGAAACACACACACACACAAGUUCUAUGUGAUUAUGCAUAUAUUCCUAAAGGAGAAAACAAUCCCUUGGUAAAAACAAAAAUGUAAAAAAAGAGUAGAGCACCGCACAGUGCUAAUAGAUUGGGAAGAACAUUCGACACACAAACAUGAGCGUAAUGUAAUGAAUUAUUAAAUGAAUUUAAGAAAAGUAAAUAAACUGUUAAAUUUAAAGAAAGGUACACAACUAAUUAUGAUCAUUAUUAUGGACAAAAUAUCGAAACCAGAGAUGACAACCUAGCAGUAAAAUGGAAAAAUAAAUUAUCAAA
Topomyia yanbarensis is the source of this 5043-nucleotide messenger RNA. RefSeq names its product protein distal antenna-like. Lineage: Eukaryota; Metazoa; Arthropoda; Insecta; Diptera; Culicidae. The transcript has 2 exons. Bases 1727 to 3799 code for a protein of 690 amino acids. Gene Ontology annotation, molecular function: DNA binding. The record is from RefSeq and is a predicted model, not a curated record.